AUGCCGCUUUUCCUACUACCGUCUACUGCUAUAUUCCCGAGACUUUACGAUGAAUUGUUUGAUGAUUACGACCCGCUGCCUGCUAUAGUGCACCAUCAUGAGGACAGAGGUUCACCGCCUGCGAAAAGAAGUCGUAGAUCAGAACGUCAAGUGUCGAAAAAGAGUCCCAGAAAACAUGUGGAUGAGAUUGUUGACGACGAAGAGAGACUAAAAAUCUCUCUCAAUGUGGGCAAUUACAAACCUGAUGAGCUGAAAGUCGAUCUUGAUGGAAGAGUUUUGACCGUAGAAGGAAAACAAGAAACCAAGGAUAAGGACGGAUAUUCUAUGAGAUGCUUCACCAGAAUGUGGGAGCUCCCAUCGAAUGUCAACCUAGAGCUUCUCAAAUCCAGUAUCACUAAUGAUGGACGUCUGGCCAUUGAGGCUCCGAAAAUCACCAAGCCCAUAGGAUCGGCGAAAAGAAUCCCUAUCCAGAAGGCCUUUUCCACGUCUGAUUGAAGUGCUGUCAACAGUCCUGCGUCAGUUGUUUUUGGGCGCAGAACCAUUCCGUCACUCUGUGUGAUCUCUAGACUGCACUUUUAUGUAUGUACGUUCACCUCUCCACUGUCCAUCUACCUUCUUUCAUUUAGUCUAGAUUAGAGUACAUCAUAUUUGGGGCCCAGCUGCAGAUAGCAAUCUAUCUACAAAAACGCCAAGUUUAUUUCCCAAAAGGAACCCUUCUGGCACCAACAUUUCAUUCUGUGAAUGUUGACCGUGAACCAUGCUCUGCGUUUCUAUCAUUUGUAACUCUAAACCGUCUUUCUAUUUUUGAAAUAACGAUUAAUAAUCACAUGCUCGAUUUUUUCAAAUCAACA
This is a messenger RNA of Cylicocyclus nassatus, 851 nucleotides long. The record is from the annotation of a GenBank genome assembly. Lineage: Eukaryota; Metazoa; Nematoda; Chromadorea; Rhabditida; Strongylidae.